Molecule: messenger RNA, 2983 nt
Organism: Mauremys mutica (yellowpond turtle)
Lineage: Eukaryota; Metazoa; Chordata; Testudines; Geoemydidae
Gene: MC5R
Product: melanocortin 5 receptor
Exons: 4
Coding region: 339-1316 (325 amino acids)
Biological process (GO): G protein-coupled receptor signaling pathway
Cellular component (GO): membrane
Molecular function (GO): melanocortin receptor activity
Source: RefSeq, a predicted model, not a curated record
CAAGUGGUGACGAGGGUAGGAUUCCGGUGCUGCUCCAGUAACGGAAGGAAGUAGAAGUCAAGGAAUCUAAGGGACAAGUUCCUGCCUUGUGUGGAUUUGCUAGUGGGAGCAGCACUUAACCUUAGCGAGGGGGAGUCAGCUGUCUUGCAUGCUACAGCCCUUGAGGAUGGACAGGCAGAGGAGCUGAAACAUGUGACAGCUAGAGGGAAAGAAUACAGGAUAUGAAGAGAAAUAGGAUCUGAAGGAACAGUCCUGGGCUUCUUGCCUUUCUGGAAAAUGCAUUUACCACCCUGCUUUACAAGUCCUUUGGAAAGAAGAGAGCAUAUUUGCCUCCAGAUAUGAACUCAUCCUACCAGCUACACAUUCCAGAACUUAACUUGAGUACUUUUGGCAUCAACUUUACGGUGCCUAUUGUCAAGAACAAAUCAUCACCAUGUGAGCAAGUGGUCAUAGCAGUGGAGGUGUUUCUAAUCCUGGGCAUUAUAAGCCUCCUUGAAAAUAUCUUGGUCAUCUGUGCAAUAGUAAAGAACAAGAACUUGCACUCACCUAUGUAUUUCUUUGUGUGCAGUUUAGCAGUAGCUGACAUGCUGGUCAGUGUUUCUAAUGCUUGGGAGACCAUAACGAUAUAUUUAAUAAACAAUAGGCAUCUAAUUAUGGAAGAUGCUUUUGUACAACAUAUAGACAAUGUUUUUGAUUCAAUGAUCUGCAUAUCUGUGGUGGCUUCCAUGUGCAGUUUGUUGGCUAUAGCAGUAGACAGGUAUGUCACAAUUUUCUACGCCCUGCGUUAUCACAACAUCAUGACAGUGAAAAGAUCAGGGCUAAUCAUUGCAUGCAUAUGGACGUUUUGCACUGGCUGUGGCAUUAUCUUCAUUCUUUAUUAUGAAUCAACUUACGUUAUCAUUUGUCUCAUCACAAUGUUUUUCACCAUGUUAUUCCUCAUGGUCUCUCUGUACAUACAUAUGUUCCUCCUGGCUCGUACUCAUGUUAAGAGAAUAGCUGCUUUGCCUGGAUACAAUUCUGUCCAUCAAAGAACCAGUAUGAAGGGGGCUAUCACUCUGACCAUGCUACUAGGCAUCUUCAUUGUUUGUUGGGCUCCAUUUUUUCUCCACCUCAUCCUGAUGAUUUCUUGCCCUCAGAACCUCUACUGUGUUUGCUUUAUGUCUCACUUCAACAUGUACCUCAUCCUCAUCAUGUGUAACUCAGUGAUCGAUCCCUUGAUCUAUGCCUUUCGUAGCCAGGAAAUGCGGAAGACCUUCAAGGAGAUUAUUUGUUGCUAUAGCCUAAGAAUGGCCUGUGGGUUGUCGAGCAAGUAUUAGGAAAAUGCAUUUUUGAAUGAGGAAACCAAGAUGCAAUAUUAUUAUUUAUCAGGAAAAUCAUGCGUCAAAAUUGUUAGCAUCUUCUUGCCCUAUUUCUGCUGAAGGAACUAUAAAAUGUCUUUCCACCUUGUAAUGAGGAUCAUGUUUUUAUGGAAAUUAGAAAGCUGUUUUUCUAGUUUGAUGUUAUUUGGUUUAUUUCCCCUUCCAUACACACCUAUAGCUCUACCUGGCAUUAAUAGGAGUUAGCAUAUGCAUGUAUAUCAAGAGAAGAAUAGAACAUUUGGGGCCAGAUUCAAGCCAGAUAUUUUAUAAAAGUAGCAGAAAUUUCAUCCUUUCCCCUCUGAUUUUUAUGGGUAGGGUACAUGAAUAUGUAGAUGUGGGUAGGAUAUCCCUAUUUGUCUCACUGCCAAAUGCAGUGAGCAUUAACUAACACACAACCAAUAGAUGGGUUUCUAGUUAACAUUUUCUUUGGGUACAACAUGGCUCAUUGUGGCAGUGUGAGAAUGGACAGGUUUCCUGUCAAUUUCUUCAUUGACAUAAAGCCAGAAGAAUAACUGAUCAGCAUUAAGUGAAAAGUAUAAUCUGUAAACGUCAGUGUCUAUACGCCUCAACCAACACAAUUAUGAACAAGAAAUUGUAUAUGUAUAUAUACACAAAUUUUUGUACCCCAAUCAUGAUUGUUGCAUUCACAAAAUACAUACUACACAAGAGGUCAAUGUAAUUGCACCAUUUCCCAGUAUUAAGCAUAGUAUUUUAUGACACCUGUCUGUAUUUGUUCCAGUGUGCCUAUUACUGUAUAUUUAGGCAAAGGUGUACCACAUGCUGAUUUUAAUGCUGCAGUGGUUCAUCCUAAAGGUAGCACUGGAUAUGGGUUUUUCUGGUCCCUGAAAUGAGUACAGCAUAUAUGGCUUCAAGGUAGACAAAGGUAACCCAUGUAACCUUUUGUGGGGAGACGUUAGGCCAAUGAGCAUGUCAGAGGCAGCAAGAAGAUUGUCAGAUGCGGGUGGAUUUGGGGCACUUAUUAUUGGAAAAAUUUGGGUCCCAGAGUACAGCUUUCACGAUGGCAUUAUACAAAGUAGGGAUGGUUUUCAAGGCAUGCUGGGGGUGGCUCCCAGGAACAUGGGAGAACGUGUAACAUGUUUACAUAGGCCUAAGCCAGCAUCUGAUAUGCUUUUCUCUUUACCAAGAGGCUGCCAUUUUCAUAAAAUACAGCAAUCCUCUUAAAUUUUGUGUGAGCAAUUUGCUUCCUGUUGUGUUCUCUCCAAUACUGUCUUGUGUAACAGUUAUAUAAUGUGAAAAAUGUGGGAUAUGAUCACAGAUGAAGAAAGUACAAUCAAGGAGCUACAAAAUAUUCUAAUUUCUCUUCCAAGGAAUGAUACAAAUCUACUGAAUGUCCUCCCAAAAGCUGGACUUUAGCAUUUAAAUAUAAAAUAUAUAAAGACUCACAGAGGGAACAGUUUCAUAUUGAUUACACAUCUGAAAUGUAAGUUAGCUCACAAGAGUAAAUUAUUCCUUUCCAAAACCAAGAGGUUACUCUUGCUAAAUUGUCUCCAGUGAACCUGUUUCAAGGCCUCAACCAAAGCCCAUUGAAGCCAGUAGAAAGACUCCCAUUAUCCCAAUUGGCUUUGGAUUAGGUCCUUAGAUCGUAGCAUAUUAUAGAAAAAAAA